AUGCAGGUUCCAUUGCUUCGCCUCCAAUGUGGAGUCAACAGCUACGACUGGGGCAAGGUCGGCCACGAGUCAGCGGCCGCAAGAUACGCGGCCACCACAGCAGCCCCGGAUUUUGCCAUCGAGACCGAAAGGCCAUAUGCUGAACUCUGGAUGGGCACGCAUCCGUCCCUCCCGUCGAAAGAUGUCGAAACCCAACGCACCCUCCUCGAUCUCGUGCAAGAUAACCAGGCGCUGCUGUCGCCGGAAAUUAGCGAGCGAUAUGGCGGCAAGCUCCCGUUCCUCUUCAAAGUGCUCUCCAUCCGCAAAGCACUGAGCAUCCAGGCACACCCCAACAAGAAGCUGGCGGAAAAGCUUCAUGCGAAGGACCCUCAAAACUACCCUGAUGACAACCACAAGCCCGAAAUGACCCUCGCCAUUACGCCCUUUGAAGGACUGUGCGGUUUCCGUCCGUUGGCAGAGCUCACACACUUCCUCCAGGCCGUGGAGCCUCUUCGCAAACUGGUUGGAAUUCAAACGGCGAAUGAAUUUGAACAAAUCGUCAAGGGAAGCGAGGAUUCGGAGGAUCCAGAGGUUCUGCAGAGGAACAAAGAUGCGCUGCGGUCGAUUUUCACAUCGCUCAUGGAAUCUUCCGCGGAGGAUAUCGAGGCGGCUGCCAAUGACCUGAUUGCUGCGGCAGAGAAUACCCCGGCAAGCUUUGCCACUUUGCCCGGAGAAGUGGACACAAAUCCCAGCAACCCGGCCGAGCUGGCUGCGAUUGUGAGACGAUUGAACGGGGAAUUCCCGCGCGACAUUGGACUGUUCGUCUUCUUCUUCCUCAACUUCGUCACGCUCGAGCCGGGUGAGGCGAUGUUCCUGAAGGCCGACGAUAUUCAUGCAUAUAUCUCUGGCGACAUUAUCGAGUGCAUGGCGUCAUCCGACAACGUUGUGCGCGCGGGCUUCACGCCCAAGUUCAAGGACGUGGACACACUGACGCAUAUGCUGACUUACUCGUAUGCGCCUAUUGAGGAGCAGAAGCUCGAGCCUACGGACUAUCCCUAUGUUAUUUUGAAUGCGACCGCUUACUCCAGCGCCUCGUCGUCGGUGCUGUAUGAUCCCCCGAUCGAGGAGUUCAGCGUGGUCAAAACAGACCUCAACCGGACGAGAGCCAAGGCGACCUUUGAUCCGCUCGCGGGCCCCAGCAUUCUGAUCUGUACCCGCGGCCAGGGCAAAAUCACCGUCGGCCAUAAGACGGAGGAAGUCCGUGAAGGUUAUGUCUUCUUCGUGGGGGCAACUGCGGAGUGUGUGAUUGAAAACACGGGCAGUGGGGACGGCGAGGAGAAUAUUUUCACGACAUUCAAGGCUUCCUGUGAGCUGACCGGUAAGGAGGAUAUGGUCAAUGGGCAUUAG
Molecule: messenger RNA, 1386 nt
Organism: Penicillium alfredii
Lineage: Eukaryota; Fungi; Ascomycota; Eurotiomycetes; Eurotiales; Aspergillaceae
Gene: pmi1
Product: mannose-6-phosphate isomerase pmi1
Exons: 5
Coding region: 1-1386 (461 amino acids)
Biological process (GO): GDP-mannose biosynthetic process; carbohydrate metabolic process
Cellular component (GO): cytosol
Molecular function (GO): mannose-6-phosphate isomerase activity; zinc ion binding
Source: RefSeq, a predicted model, not a curated record